GCUGAGGUAGUCAAUAAAGUUGUUCACGCGUCGCCUCCACAAUAAAGUUAUUCAAUACCGGAUCUCCAGCCACGUCUUCGCUAGGCCUCGCUUCGCCGCUGCAGAUCGUGUCCCCGUGUCCCCGUGUCCACGCCUCCACGCCAAUUAGACCAACUACAUCGUUAUCAGACGUUGCUUGGCAACUGCGCCGAACUAAUUAAGCCGCAAUGACUAAUGUCUAUUCGCUCGACGGCCUCCUUGUGUUUGGACUCCUGCUCAUCUGCACGUGCGCCUACUUCAAGAAGGUCCCGCGUCUCAAGCAGUGGUUCCUGUCCGAGAAGAAGGGGGUCUGGGGAGUUUUCUAUAAAGCGGCAGUUAUUGGAUCGCGAUUGCACAUCCCUGUCGCCGUUUCCUGCAUCAUGAUGGGAUUUUACGUCAUGUUCAUCAAGUGAAGGCACGCGACCCCCCCCCCCUUCCCCCGGAGUGCUGCGUGAUGACCGAUAGUGGACACUGCGAAGAGGCAGCGUGGGUGUUAAAUGAAUGUCAAUCCACAGCCAACCUGCUUUUGGCCGGCUCUCAAUGAAACGCCGUCUUGUUGCUGGGGACUUGUACACGUUCAAACGCCGUUGGAGGCUUCAAUGUCUGACCCUGUGCGAGUGAUAUUUUUUUGUAGUAAAUGUAUAUGCCUUAGGGAUGGUCUGGCAGAGUGUUUAGAAUACAACAAUUGUACAAAGAUAUAACUUUAGACUUUAUUUUAAAUUUGGGGCACCUGUUUUGGAGUAUGAUUUGUUAUAAUUACCUGAUCACUUUAAGUUUUGACAUUACAUUCUCUCUUAAUAUUAUAGCCCUUCAAUUGCACAUUCAGCUCUGCCUGUACAGGAAUUUAAAAAAACUUUAGGUGAAACCUAAGUACAUUUGUGCUGACAUGUGCUGAUUUUUAUCUGCAUAUUACACUUAUUUGUGCUAAUUUGAAAAAAAUCAAGACGUGACCUUUAAAAUGAUAAAGAGCCAUGUGUAUAACUUUUUUUGCGUGGAUGGUGAUUGCUCAGCUGAUUUCAGAUGACACAUACAUUGUUUUGGCAUUUCCCCCCAUCGGAUAGCUUUGCAAGAUACAACUUGACUGGAAAAAAUAUCUGAUUCUAAUGAUCCAAUUUAAUGUUGCCAGUGUCGCAGUUUCAUGGUGAGAUGACUGCCAUGCAGACCCACUGUUUUUACAAAGGAAGCACGGUACUGAAAUAACACGAUUAUACAACAUUGUGCACAAGGUGUCAUAGGAACACCGGGCUAUUUCUGGGGUGGAAUACCCUGGUAUGUCUGUGUUCUUAACCUGAUGAUAUCCAUGAAAAACAAAUUAGCCUAUUUACAAAUUGUAAAUUAUUUGUAUUGCUUUCUAUAUCAUAGAAAUUUUACAUCAAUAUAAAUGAUAGGUAAAUGAAACCCCACUGAAAACCACAAGCCAAUUCCGGAGCGCACAAUCCAAUGCUACGGUAGUUUCUGCACAUUACUGAACUCGGGCUGUCGAGCGCGUAAUGUUUCUGCGCAAGCGUGGAGAUGCAGUUAACAAUUCGGCAUCGCUUUGCUCGAUUCAACUUUUCAAGUUCAUAGCGGUGCCUCAACCCCCCCCCCCCCCCCCCACGACCUUCCAUUGCAUGUGGGACAUAGAAUAUCUGUGCCCACGUUAUAGUGAGAACAUGCUGUAUAAUAGAUGAUUUCUUUUUAGUCCAUGGGCCAGAGCAGAAAUUGGUACCACCAAAGAUGGAAAUAUACUCUUAGUCUUACCGAUUUAUUUAGAUGAUUAGUACAAGUUAUUAUUUGAUAAUGCACUCAUUCCAGAUGGUUAUUACAGUUUAAUGUUGGUGGCCACAUAAAGACAGAUCUAUUAAAAUGAUGCCCACUUCAGGUGGUACCGACAAAUUAAACAUGGUGCUGGCUUGUGGACUACCAAUGCUUCAGACAGAAUUGCCAAUUCUUUUGGGUUUAAGCUGGAGGGUUAAGCCAUGAAGGUUGUUUUGUGGGCUCCGUAAAAAAUGUAAUUAUUUCUCAUAGCGUUUUUUAAGCACUUCAAUGCAUAUUACGCCGUUACAAAAAUAGGCAAUGUAGUUUCACAUGUCUCAAUGGGUUUAUUUAAUCUGGUUAAAUUAAAUAUACUACUACAUGUGGGGGAUGGUCAAACGGUUUUUUUCAUUCACUACACAUUGUUUCGGUACAAAUGUUAAAGGUCUAUGAUAGCAUCACCCGCAAUGUGCCCAGUUUCAUCGCAGCCUAGCAGGAGUGAACCCGGACUGUGCUUUGAUGGGUAACCACAAGGUGUAUUCUUCUUUCGUAUGGCAUGUAAGCAACAGUUUGUAUAGAUGUCAUCGUUGAAGAUGACCACCAGGCAUAGAUGGGUGCUGUGGACUGCUGCGGGGCUGCGUGGUGUUCAGCAAAGCGUUGCAGCAAACUCCUAUUGUACUGCGCCAUUCUCCUGCAUCUAAGCUUCCUCCCUUCACAGGCCCGCACUGAGCAGCCUGGUGAAGUAUAGUUGGAAUGACGCCCAUGACCAUCGCAGGUUGUGGAUGCCCUCAUCCAGCAGCGGCUUCACAAAGGCUUCUCAGUGUACAUAAUUUACAGAGAAAGUGCAUGUAUUUUAAGGAAAAAAUAACAUAAUUUAUGAAAACCCCAUUUUCUAAUACUUUUUGACUACCCCCAUUAUUUUGCUGGUGGUGGUGGGGAUUGUUCACAGUGCAGUGAACGUUGUAAUAUGAUGUAAGUUUGCAUUUAUAAUGUAAUAAAUAUUCUGUGGGGAUGAAUACUGUGUCCUGUGUUCGCAUUGGUUUAAAUGGUCCACGGCUUUAUGACAAAGCCCGGUUGUAACCUCUCGUCGUUUAAUAGCCAGCUCCUGCGAUGCACCAACCAAUGUAUAUAUUAUAACGCUCGUAUUUCCUCAGCCAGAGGGCAGCCGUUUCAUCGGCAGCAGCGUGGACGGAGGGCCCCGAUGUCACCGUUGGGCCCGAUCAGGGCCCCCGCGGCGACAAUGAACCUCGUUAAACCGGUUGACUGAAAGCAAAGUACCGAAACGUCGCGGUGAGAUUGGGCUAUUACAAAAAAAUAAAAUCAAUUUAAUU
Molecule: messenger RNA, 3083 nt
Organism: Petromyzon marinus (sea lamprey)
Lineage: Eukaryota; Metazoa; Chordata; Hyperoartia; Petromyzontiformes; Petromyzontidae
Gene: TMEM167B
Product: transmembrane protein 167B
Source: RefSeq, a predicted model, not a curated record